Molecule: messenger RNA, 998 nt
Organism: Erythranthe guttata (spotted monkey flower)
Lineage: Eukaryota; Viridiplantae; Streptophyta; Magnoliopsida; Lamiales; Phrymaceae
Source: RefSeq, a predicted model, not a curated record
AAAAUGCUAAUCAAUUCUCUUGGCAACAACUAAUAUAGUUAACUGAAUUAUUUAUUGCUAAUGCUAGAGAAAUGGGAGUGGCUGAAGAAGCGCACAAUGUUCGGAUUGUGGGGUCCGGUGAACAGACCAUAGUCCUGGCCCACGGGUUCGGCACAGACCAAUCAGUGUGGAAACACCUCGUGCCGCACCUGGUGGAAGAGUACCGGGUCGUGUUGUAUGACAAUAUGGGCGCGGGUACAACCAACCCGGAUUACUUUGACUUUGAUAGAUAUUCAACCCUAGAGGGCUACGCGUAUGAUGUCAUCGCCAUCUUAGAGGAGCUUCAGAUCCAGUCAUGCAUAUAUGUCGGCCACUCUGUCUCGGCCAUGAUUGGUGCAAUUGCCUCCAUCACUCGUCCAGAUCUUUUCUUGAAAAUUAUCACCAUUUCUGCUUCUCCAAGAUACUUGAACGACCCGGAUUAUUACGGAGGAUUCGAAAAAGACGAACUCGAGCAACUAUUCGAAGCCAUGAGAUCGAACUACAAGGCAUGGUGCUCCGGAUUCGCCCCACUAGCGGUGGGUGGUGACAUGGAAUCUUUGGCGGUGCAAGAAUUCAGCAGGACGCUGUUCAACAUGAGACCGGACAUAGCACUGAGCGUGGCCCAGACAAUAUUUUGUAGCGACAUCAGACCCUUCCUGUGCCACGUGGCGGUUCCGUGCCACAUCAUCCAGAGCAUGAAGGACCUGGCGGUGCCGGUGGUGGUUUCCGAGUAUCUCCACCAGAACCUUGGCGGGGAUUCCAUUGUUGAGGUCAUGUCGACCGACGGUCAUCUGCCGCAGCUGAGCUCGCCCGAUGUCGUGGUCCCCGUGCUUCUUAGGCAUAUUCGAUUCAAUAUCGCUUAAUUUGAUUAAAUCUGAUACGAUCACAACUUUGGGGGAAUGUUAUACUUGUGAUUUAUGAUUGGGAUUUGCUAUGUUGAUUUAAUAUAUAGUGUGCUUGAGUGAGUUUAUUAUUAUUAU